AUGUUCAAGAAAUUUAAUGAAAAAGAGAAUGUGUCCAACUGUAUCCAGUUGAAAACUUCAGUCAUGAAGAAUAUUAAGAACCAAUUGAUAGAGCAAUUCUCAGGUAUUGAACCAUGGCUUAAUCAAAUCAUGCCUAAGAAAGAUCCAGUGAAAAUAAUAAGAUGCCACGAACAUAUAGAAAUCCUUACAGUGAAUGGAGAGUUACUCUUUUUCAGGCAGCGAGAAGGACCUUUUUAUCCAACCCUAAGGUUACUUCACAAAUAUCCCUUUAUAUUGCCACAUCAGCAAGUUGAUAAAGGAGCCAUCAAAUUUGUCCUCAGCGGAGCAAGUAUCAUGUGUCCAGGCUUAACGUCUCCUGGAGCCAAGCUCUACCCUGCUGCAGUGGAUACCAUUGUUGCAGUAAUGGCAGAAGGCAAACAGCACGCUCUGUGUGUGGGAGUCAUGAAGAUGAACGCAGAGGACAUUGAGAAAGUCAACAAAGGAAUUGGCAUAGAGAAUAUCCAUUAUUUAAAUGAUGGGCUGUGGCAUAUGAAAACAUAUAAAUGAUCCU
Echinops telfairi (small Madagascar hedgehog) is the source of this 550-nucleotide messenger RNA. Its product is annotated as malignant T-cell-amplified sequence 1-like. The transcript has a single exon. Gene Ontology annotation, biological process: formation of translation preinitiation complex. The record is from RefSeq and is a predicted model, not a curated record. Bases 1 to 546 code for a protein of 181 amino acids. NCBI's taxonomy places the organism in Eukaryota, Metazoa, Chordata, Mammalia, Afrosoricida, Tenrecidae. Gene Ontology annotation, molecular function: RNA binding.